GGCACGAUGGCGAUCGAUACGGCAGUAAAAUGUUCAAAGUGAGAUAUUUUGGGAAAAGCUCGACAUGCACAGGGAGAGAAACGUGAUCAGCGAGCUGACUGGCUCAACGAGAGACAAGCAUGAAACCUGACAUCAAAUGUAACGUCAAGGCCCGAAGAGCCAGUCCACCCGCAGAGGACCACAUCGAGGCCUGAACGCCAGAAUGACCUAUACAGAUCUUUAACAGCGUCCCACCAGCAGGAGCAGGAGGUGGAAACAAAAGCAGCACACAUGUCCUGUGUGUCCUGAGGAUGCUUCUUUGUUUGUAUCAAGGUUGCAUCAGAGUCUGAAGCAUUAUCCAGGAAUGAGCCUCUGCUGAGUCAAAGAAAGAAACCAUGGAUAUUUCCAUGGAAGACCAACUGUCGGAGGACAAAUUGAUGUGUAUACCACAACAAUAAUCAAACAUACCUUCUUCUGGGCUGACGUCCUUUGAUGACAGUUGCAAUGGCUUUUUGUAAUGAAAGCCUGCUGGAGGACUGCAGCUUCAUCGGGCCGGACGGUGUAGAGGAAGCAGCAGAAAGUCUCCCAUCAGAAGCUUCAACUCCCCUCAUAUCAGUCACUCUUCGUGUGACCCUGGCAGCCAUAAUGAUCUUCAUGAUUACUAUUGGUUUCCUGGGCAAUGCGAUCGUGUGUCUGAUUGUUUACCAGAAACCUGCCAUGCGUUCUGCCAUCAAUCUCCUCCUCGCCACGUUGGCCUUUUCGGACAUUAUGCUCUCUUUGCUCUGCAUGCCGUUCACUGCGGUCACCGUGGCCACCGCCGACUGGAGCUUUGGAAGCGGGUUCUGCCGAGUGUCCAUCAUGUUGUACUGGCUGUUUGUCCUGGAGGGCGUGUCCAUACUCCUCAUUAUCAGUGUGGACCGAUUCCUCAUCAUUGUGCAGCGGCAGGAUAAGUUGACCCCACACAGAGCUAAACUGUUGAUUGCAGGUUCCUGGGUGCUGAGCCUCUGUGUGUCUCUGCCGUCUGUAGUCGGGUGGAGGACAGGUGCAGCAGGUGUUGGGGGUCCCUGGGCGCCGCAGUGUGUGCUGGGAUACAGUGAUUCUCUGGCAGACCGUGGAUACACUGUGUUGUUGGCGGUAGCGGUAUUCUUUGUACCGUUCGCUGUCAUGCUGUACUCUUACAUGUGCAUCUUCAACACAGUGCGCCGCAACACCCUGCGCAUCCACAACCACACCAGUGAGCAUUCCUGCCUGCCAGCCCUCAACCAAGUCAGCAAAAUGAGACUGACUGGGCUGCAGCGGCCCCCUCAGAUCAAGGUGGACAUGAGCUUCAAGACCCGAGCCUUCACUACCAUCCUCAUCCUCUUUGUCGGCUUCUCGGUGUGCUGGCUGCCGCACACCGUGGUCAGCUUGCUGGCCGUGUUCAGUCGGCAGUUCUACUACAGCUCUGUGUUCUACCCAAUCAGCAUAGGAGCGCUGUGGCUCAGCUACCUGAAGACGGUCUUCAACCCCGUCAUCUACUGCUGGAGGAUCAGAAAGUUCAGGGAGGCUUGUCAGGAGUUCAUACCCAAGAGCUGCAGACUGUGUCCCAGAGUGCCAGGCAGGAGCCGCAGGAGAGUGAGGCCAAGCAACAUCUACGUGUGCAGUGAGACUCAGUCAGCUGUGUGAAACAAGAUGCACAAACCAGCAGCCGAUGACACUGCUAUUAACUCUUUUUAAGACUUACAUUUAUUCACAAUAACCAUCAGAGAUGCCUAAAGCUCACCUGGAAAGAAUAUACUGGUCAUUGACAAAUAAUCGCACAAGAAUUAACUUUUGUCUCAAAUUUUAAGCCAACAUGGAUGAGAAGUCCUUGAAGAGAUAUAUUUUAGAUUUUUUGAAUUGGGUUGGACGUACUUAUUCAUAGCCAGCAGGAGCAUCCUGUGGACAGGGGAUUGAACAUUGAAACUGUUUUCUAUGCUCUCUUGAAAGCGACCAGACUCCUUCAACAGAAACAGUCAUUUUACUAUACAGAGCACAGGAUUUGCUGGUUUAGCACUGCCCUGAUUAUUGAGUUAGUUUGCUUGUGUAAUUGGGUGACUUUGGUGUCAAACAACAACAAACGUACCGAUCAAAGCUGUAGUAGACCAGCAACUCCCGUCUUCUGCAAUAUGAAAUUACUUUUUAUCAAAGCAGUCUGAUGGCUAUGAAAGGGCCAGAUAACAGCGUCAGUUCCUUGUUGGAAAGGGUUGUCUGACAGAAAGAUAAAGUGGUGAAAUAAUCCAACUAUAUAAAUAAAACUAUAUCUAAAUAUGUGUACAGUUAAAUGUAUAUGGAAUCUUUUUUAGUUAAAUUACAUUUGGUCCACAGCAGUGCAUUGUUCAGCUUCUGUGCUGGUACUCCUGCCCGCUUCUCCAAAAUGGGGGUGUGCUGACCACCAUCUACAGUAGGUAAUACACUGACUAUGAAUAAGUAUCGCAUACAGCCCCAACUCAAAAAAUCCAAACCAUCGCUUUCAAGAGAACAUAAACAAUUCUGUGACAGCUAAACAACUCCCCAUCUGUGAGGAAGGCCACACGAAACAAUCGAAAACUCCAGAACACCUACUAAAUGGACCUUGUGGUGGGAUGAUUAUUUCUGCUUUACUAUCAAUCAUCAUCAAUAUCAUCACAAUUACAGUUUCAAAAACAUCUUAACAAUUUCAUAUCCUCCAUUGUCAGUUUACUUCUCCGUUUCAUGUUUUGUCCCUGAAUCCUUCUUCAGACUGUAGACUUAAUCUGCAGGCUUUGAGUCGUGGUGGUGAAAAUAAUUCUGUUGUCAGUUAUGUGAUGAGUUUCUCAAAGAAAGCAUAAAAGGUAUUAAUGUUCUCAGAGGAAAGUGUGUAAGCUUUCAACCGACGUCUUUUUUUUUUUUUUAAAAAGUGUAAAAAAAACAACCUUGUGUGAGUUGAAACUGUUAUUUAAAACCACAAAUGUGUCCACAAGGACGUGUGUCAGUUAUUGAGCUGUGAAUGUUUACUUGAAUGUAUUAUAUUUUCAUGAAUAACAAAACCAGGUAUAAAAAUACAGUUUUUAAAAGAAGAUGUA
Messenger RNA from Centropristis striata (black sea bass), 3041 nucleotides. RefSeq names its product G protein-coupled receptor 45 (gene gpr45). Lineage: Eukaryota; Metazoa; Chordata; Actinopteri; Perciformes; Serranidae. Gene Ontology annotation, cellular component: membrane. The record is from RefSeq and is a predicted model, not a curated record. Gene Ontology annotation, biological process: G protein-coupled receptor signaling pathway. The transcript is spliced from 3 exons. Gene Ontology annotation, molecular function: G protein-coupled receptor activity. Bases 472 to 1644 code for a protein of 390 amino acids.